AUAUUAUAUUCAACAUCGGCAAAGCAUACUGUUUCGACAUUUUCCAGAUCCAAGUAUUUUGCUACAUAUUCUACCUUUCAAGGAUUUCUUCUGCUCUUGGGUGGAAACGCUUUGAUUGUCCUCAAUUGGGUCUCUUACCUUUAUCACGUCGUUUGGCCCACCAGUGAGCUUAGCGACUAUUUGAGGGUUCCUGUGCUGAACAAUAUUGGCCUUGAUGUAUCUGAGGUCGCAUUUGUUGGUCUCUGUGUGGAGCUCAACAGAGGGGACUUGCGGGAUGUGCUUCUAAGCCGCCAACGCACCGUGGAGUCACUUCGUUUGAUAAUUGACACGAUGACCAUGCUUUUUUUGUUAGCAAUCGUUGGAAUUUAUUGGGCAGUCCAAAUCAAUACUACGUUGAAGAAGUCGUCUUUGAGCAAUCAGGCAAAAGCAAUGCAACGUCGUAUGAAUUACCUACUUGUCAUUCAGACUGCUUGUCCAGUUAUGCUACUCCAUACGCCGGCAUUGGCGCAAUAUGGUAUGAUGUUUGGAGGCAAUACAAGCGGGACUGUUGUCGUGUGCUGCACACAGGCUCUCUGGGCCCUUUUCCCCGUUCUCUGUCCAUUAAUCACCUUUUUCUUUCUCAAGGAAUACCGGUCACUACUUUUCAAAAAAAUUGGAUUGAGGUACCGAUCCACCGUAGGAGCAAUGGACACAGUGACGUCAUUUGCUGCUAUACAGUUACCCACUAGAAGACCAUCUACGCAGAAUCGUUAA
Molecule: messenger RNA, 753 nt
Organism: Ostertagia ostertagi
Lineage: Eukaryota; Metazoa; Nematoda; Chromadorea; Rhabditida; Trichostrongylidae
Source: the annotation of a GenBank genome assembly